AUGGCUUUCAGGCAGUCGGAGGACGAUGCACAAGAAGGUGCAACGCCGGUGACAAUGCAUCACGCCAACGUAGCCAAGAUCAUCCCUUCGCUGCCCCUGGAGAUCAGGUGGCCACCGUUCCGGCUCCGCCAUUACGCUGGCUUCUGGGUGCCAGAGGUAACAUUGAAGAUAGGCGCCCCGAACGUCCAUUCCAGGUUCCAGCCGAGACCCACCGACGUGUUCCUUGCAAGCUUCCCCAAGUCUGGAACCACUUGGCUUAAGGCCCUAGCCUUCAUAACGCUGAAGCGUUCCACACACAUCCGCCCGUGCGACGACGACCAUCCGCUGCGCCAUUGCGGCCCUCAUGACUGCGUCAAGUUCCUCGAAAUUGCUACGCACCUUCCCUACUCCCUGCUACCCAACAGCAUCACAGGUGAGCGCUCAGGGUGCCGGAUCGUAUACAUCUGCCGGGAACCCAAGGAUGCUCUGGUUUCUUACUGGUUGUUCACGAGGAAGGCGUCGCCGGCGUGGGGAGUUGAUGCGCAGUCAUUCACGAUCCAGGAGGCAUUCGAGCUAUUCUGCCAAGGCCGCUGUCCUGAUGGCCCCCAAUGGCAACAUGUCCUCCAGUACUGGGAGGAGAGCGUGAGGAGACCAGACAGCAGGGUGUUGUUCCUUAGGUACGAGGAGAUGCUCCUUGCGCCGGAGAGUCACGUCAAGAAGCUAGCAAGGUUCAUGGGCUGUGAAUUUUCCGAGGAGGAGGAGGAGGGCGGGGUUGUGAGCGCCAUCGUGGAGCUGUGUAACCUGGCCAAGCUGAGGGACAUGGAGGUGAACAGAAAUGGAAGCACUAGGAUGGGGGUCAAGAACGAAAGCUUCUUCAGGAUGGGAGUUGCUGGGGACUGGAGCAAUCACAUGACGCCGGAGAUGGCGCAGAGGCUAGACAAGAUUGUCGAGGAUGCAUUGCAAGGGACUGGAUUCACCUUUGCGAGCACAGCAUGA
Molecule: messenger RNA, 975 nt
Organism: Miscanthus lutarioriparius
Lineage: Eukaryota; Viridiplantae; Streptophyta; Magnoliopsida; Poales; Poaceae
Source: the annotation of a GenBank genome assembly